AUGCCGAGAAGAGGAGCAGCUGGGACUACUGCACGUGUCUAUCCAGGCAGCGGAAACAUGGCUGCCGCGGGGCUGGUGCUGGUGCGUCUGCUAAUGGUGCUGGCGGCAGUGGUGUCCACUCUAACCGCUCUGAACGACCCGACGUGUGAGUGUCCGGACGGUUUUAAGCUGUGCGCCGGCCACUGCCUGCGGCGGCUGGACCGGGUGCUCACCUACGACGAGGCUCGGAUCAUGUGCGCCGGCCUGGGCGCCCACCUGGCCGUGCCGCGCACAGAGGCGGAGAACCAGUGCGCCGACAGCACCGCCGCCGGCCAGCUCGUCUGGCUGGGCGUCACGGAGGUGCCCGGAGACGAGGGACACUACGUCGGCGCCGACGCGUGCGGCGACGUGCCCGUCGGCCAGUUCUGGGCCAGCGGCCAGCCGGAGAACUACGGGCCGCGCGGCGAGGACCGGGUGGUGAUGGUUCCGCACGACAGCGGUACCGUGCACGCCGUCGGAUGGCACGACAACCCGGCCGAACAGGAGUGGCACCCACUCUGCCAGCGCUCGCUGUUCUACCGGCCCGACUGCGUGAACUGAAUGACAUACUGACGCUCUAUGGCUGAGUGAACUGAAUGAGAUACUGACGCUAUACCUACCGGCCCGACUGCCUGAACUGAAUAACUGACGCUCCACGACUGCGUGAACUGAAUGACGUACUGACGCUCCACGACUGUGUGAACUGAAUGACAUGCACACUCUACCGGCCCAACUGCCUGAACUGAAUAACGUACUGACGCUCUACGACUGUGUGAACUGAAUGAGAUACUGACGCUAUACCGGCCCGACUGCAUGAACUGAAUGACAUACUGACGCUCUACGACUGUGUGAACUGAAUGACAUACUGACGCUCUACGACUGUGUGAACUGAAUGACAUACUGACGCUCUACCGACCGGACUGUGUGAACUGAAUAACAUACUGAUGCUCUACGACUGAAUGGACUAUAUGAUCUACUGACGCUCUACCGGCCGCACCGCGUGAAAUGAAUAAAUAGCCCCCUGUCAAAACAACUGAUUUUAUAUUGAUUAUGAAAUGCAUUCGGCUGUCUAAACAUUACUUUGGCUGCAGGAGCUUCAGGUUUCAGUAUAUUCACCCGGCAAUACAAAUAUACGCAACUCGUAA
Messenger RNA from Amphibalanus amphitrite, 1163 nucleotides. Its product is annotated as brevican core protein-like. The transcript is spliced from 2 exons. The coding region runs from base 1 to 579 and encodes 192 amino acids. NCBI's taxonomy places the organism in Eukaryota, Metazoa, Arthropoda, Thecostraca, Balanomorpha, Balanidae. The record is from RefSeq and is a predicted model, not a curated record.